Messenger RNA from Sander lucioperca (pikeperch), 3460 nucleotides. RefSeq lists its product as uncharacterized. The coding region runs from base 150 to 3398 and encodes 1082 amino acids. The record is from RefSeq and is a predicted model, not a curated record. The transcript has 19 exons. Lineage: Eukaryota; Metazoa; Chordata; Actinopteri; Perciformes; Percidae.
AAACUGGUGUGUAGCAGACAGCAGCACAUAGUGCCAAUUUGGCCAGGAUACACAAGCAAGCAAGUGGUUCACUUUAGCUUGUGUUGGUUAGCAGGUGUAGUUUGCUAGCAGCUAGGCUAGCUUUAGACACUGCCAACACAUCAGUGGCUAUGGCUUUUGGGUUUUGCCUUAGUGUGACAUUUCUCCUGUCUGUGUGGACAACUGCAAAAUGUGAUAAUAUUCCCAAUGAAGGUCUUCAUAUGGAGUGUCGUGAUCGUUACUUCAUGAUAGCCGUUGAGCUCUUCUUCACUGGGAAUGAACCUUCCUUUGAGGCUGUUGAUGAGACAGGUGUGUACCCCAUCACUGAGCAGUAUGCAGCAAAAUGUGGCUACAGUGUCAGUGUUUUACCUCCAUUGGAACAUGUGGAGCUCCGGGCCUCUUACUUCAGCUGCCACACUGACAACAAGGAGGAUGAAGUGUUCACAUUCAACUUCAACCUGAUUGUGACACACAAAGGAAAGGAAGUCACCUAUGCUUUGAACAAGACCUGUUCUCCCUCUCUCCCCUGGUCUCCCAGAGAGGUUACCUGUGAGGUCAACUACAUGGAAGUGUCUGUGAGGAGUGAUGUGGCCUGUCCAACUGGGACAAAGGAGGAUGACUGGGAUGCUCUUUUCAAAACGGCCUAUGCCUCAGCCACUUCAGAUUGGCAGGUGAUGUUUCAGAGUGUGCAGCAGGAGCUGAUGCCCAUUAGCCUUAAAACGGCUAAGAAGCAUGGAUAUGCAUUUGACUUGACGGAUGGAAGGCUUGUAUUUCGUGCUCCGUAUGGACAACCUGACUCAUUCAGCACUGAGGUGAAUGGUGUUCCAGUAGAGGUGGUCCAUGCAACACUAUUCUCCAGACAUAGCUGGGUUUUAAUUAUGGUUGACCUGGUGGCUGCUUGUUCCAUGCAUAAAGGAUCAUAUGACAACAUUGGCUACAUUAUGUGGGAGACUCCUGAUGUGCUGCAUCUGUUGUCUGGUCUACAAAGGAUGCAGGUCAACAUUGGAGUCAAUGGCGAACUUGUGGAGCAGCCAGUUGCAGAAGAGAGAGGCUACAUUGUGAAGCAGCACAACUCCACAGUCGAGAUCAGCAUCCCCUAUAAUGCUGAAGGAGGAUACAGGAAGAGCAUUGUGUCUGGGAACCUCUAUGAGUUCUACAUCUUUCAUCUCUACUUGGAGCAAAUCUCAAUGGAUGAGGAUCAUGUUGACACCAGACUUCGCAUUCACAGGACACUGGCCACUCCCCUGCUGACACGCCCUGUUUUCACUGAAAACAGAACAGUUCCUGAGGAGCGCACAUUCACGGUCUACCUCGGGGAUGUCCCUGAAGACGUCGAGUUGGCUGCGGUUCAUUUGAAUGGACAGAAAUUUACAGUUCCAUUUACAAAUACAAGCAGCCACAACAUCACAAAAGUUGUUUCUCCCAACCACACUCAUGGCUACACUCUGAAGGUGCCUUUUGAGGACCCUGUUGUCAUGCAGCAGUUAAUCAAAGAUGCAACGAUGCAGCACAGGCUGGACAUCAACUACACACUGACCGUUCUGCCUGAAAAUGAGCCUUUUUACCAACUAGCAUCAGUGAUGGCGUUAACUGAUGCCUCUCCUCCACCCUUUGAUGCUGUCUGUUCUGAGUCUGGCAUCAGCUUUAAACUGGACCACCAGCCUAUUUACUACCUGUGGGAGAUCAGUAUCGGCUCAGAGCUGCUGACAUCAGAGCUGGCAGCUAAGCACGGCUACGUCAUGAGCAACAAUAGCCAGAGACUGCUGCUCGAGGUGCCGCUCUUCACUCAUGGCUACAAGUACAAGGACAUUACGUUGAAGGGCUUCUUCAGCACUUUUGAGCUCCUCAUGCGGGAUCAUGAAACAUUAAAGGUCCAAAAUUCAAUUGUCAAGACUUGUCAGUUCUCUGCUACUGAACUCAUUGUGUGUUCGGCUGAUGGCAGGAUAACUGUGGUGGCUGACUUGCCUUCGGUCAUCACAAGUGAAGGAGUUCCUGCUAGAACCAACCUGGUAGACAAAAACUGUGGACCCAAAGAGAUGGACAGCACCAGGGCUCUCUUCUCUUUUCCAAUCAACAGCUGUGGAUCCACAGUAAAGCUUGGUAAAGAGUAUGUGACGUAUGAAAAUGAGAUUUUCUUCAGCAAGAAGUUGCAUGCUCCAGCUAACUCCAGCAAUGAUUUUGACAGGGUGACAAUGCAGUGUACAUAUCCUCUGGCUGGACUUCUCUCAGUAUACAGGUUUGAGUCCGACGCAGCUGGUGUCGGUCGUAUUGUGCAUUCUGCACACUCCACUCAAGGUCUACUGAGUCCCACCAUUAAGCCCACUACAGUGCUUCAAACACCAUUGUCCACUCAAAGAGGUGUUUCAGUUCAACCUGCUUACCGGCCUUCUGCUCAGUAUAUCCAAGUAUCCAGCGUUCCAAACAAUGUCACGAAGAACGUAUCUGGCUUUCCAGGGAAUGUAUCUGUCUUUCCAAACAAUGUCACGAAGAAUGUAUCCGGCUUUCCAAACAAUGUCACGAAGAACAUAUCUGGCUUUCCAGGGAACGUAUCUGGCUUUCCAGGGAAUGUAUCUGUCUUUCCAAACAAUGUCACGAAGAAUGUAUCCGGCUUUCCAAACAAUGUCACGAAGAACAUAUCUAGCUUUCCAGGGAACAUAUCUGGCUUUCCAGGGAACAUAUCUGGCUUUCCAAACAAUGUCACGAAGAACGUAUCUGGCUUUCCAGGGAACGUAUCUGGCUUUCCAGGGAACGUAUCUGGCUUUCCAAACAAUGUCACGAAGAACAUAUCUGGCUUUCCAGGGAACAUAUCUAGCUUUCCAGGGAACAUAUCUGGCUUUCCAAACAAUGUCACGAAGAACGUAUCUGGCUUUCCAAACAAUGUCACGAAGAACGCAUCUGGCUUUCCAAACAAUGUCUUAGAGAAAGUAUCCAUUAAGCCCACUACAGUGCUUCAAACACCAGAGUCCGCUACCAGAUGCACCCGAAGAUGUCUUUCAAUGCGACCUGCUUUCUGGCCUUCUGCUCAGUACAUCAAAGUAUCCGGCUUUCCAAACGGUGUCUCAAAGAAAGGAUCCAUUAAGCCCGCUACAAUACUUCAAACACCAGAGUCUGCUACCAGAUGCACCCGAAGAUGUCUUUCAAUGCGACCUGCUUUCCGGCCUUCUGCUCAGUACAUCAAUGUAUCCGGCUUUCCAAACGAUGUCUCAAAGGAAGGAUCCAGCAUUCUAAACGAUGUCUCAAAGAAAGUAUCCAGCUUUCUAAACGAUCUUUCAAAGAAAGUGUCCGACUUUCUAAACGAGGUCUCAACGACCGCAUCAUGCUUUCUAAACGAUGCCUCAAGAGGAGCCAGAGGGUCAUCCGAAACUAAAGUGACGCCAUAAUUUGGAUUGUGAUUGCAUGGGUUUUAAAUGUAAAGCUCAAUAAACUUGUAUGUUAAAUGCUC